Molecule: messenger RNA, 1248 nt
Organism: Rubroshorea leprosula
Lineage: Eukaryota; Viridiplantae; Streptophyta; Magnoliopsida; Malvales; Dipterocarpaceae
Source: the annotation of a GenBank genome assembly
GAUGUGGUGGAAACAAGAGCUUGGGCCCCGACGGCCUAAAUUUCAAUUUCAUAAAAAGAAUGUGGCCCAUAUUAAAGAAGGAGAUUUGUGAAUUUGUAGUAGAAUUCCAUUCUAAUGGGAAAUGGGUGAGAGGUAGUAAUGCAGCUUUCAUAGUCCUAAUUCCCAAGAAGGAUAACCCAACAAGUUUAGCAGACUAUCAGCCAAUCUCCCUCAUUGGAUGCAUGUAUAAGGUCAUAUCAAAGCUUCUUGCUUACAGGAUGAAUAAGGUGAUGGAUUCAAUUAUCAGCCCAACCCAAUCUACUUUCAUCAAGGGAAGGCAAAUUGCUGAUGGCAUUGUUAUCACUAACGAAUUAAUUCUUGAUGCAAGGAAGAGAAGAAAAUCCAUAGCCAUUUUUAAGGUGGAUUUUGAAAAAGCAUAUGAUAAUGUCAAUUGGAACUUCCUCAAUUCCAUGUUGAGGAAAAUGGGAUUUUGCCCAAAGUGGUGUUCUUGGAUCAAAGGAUGCUUAUCCUCUACUUCAAUCUUGGUUUUGGUGAAUGGGAGUCCUAUUGAGGAGUUCCAAAUGUCAAAAGGAUUAAGCCAAGGUGAUCCGUUAGCCCCGUUCUUAUUCCUUGUUGUGGCAGAGGCUUUAAAUGGGUUAAUUGGUAAAGCGAUAAAAGAAGGACUAUUUAAAGGUGUGACAAUUGGUUUAAGGGGUAUGGAGAUUACACAUCUACAGUUUGCUGAUGAUACUAUUCUGUUCUGUGAGGCAUCAAGAGAAAACAUAUGGGGCAUCAAGAGAAAACAUAUGGGCCAUCAAGAGAAAACAUAUGGGCCAUCAAGUGUAUCUUCAGGAGUUUUGAGCUUGUUUCGGAACCCAGAAAUUCUCCCCCCUAUUGGAAAAUCCGGAUUUGCUGCUACUACCUCCUCCUCACCGCUGGCUGCUCCUGCUUUGUGGGGUUUCCGUGAGCUUCCCCUUGCACUACCGCCGGCUUCUUCUCCCUGCAGCUCUGGUUCCUUGCAUGCAAAUUCUGUGGUGGUGGGGUUAAAUCCGUUUUAUACAAAAGUAAGUAUGAUUGAUUUGAAGUGAAAUGUUUAUGCUUUUCAUUAAAUUGAGCAUGCCUACUUGAAAGUUUAAUUGAUUGUCCUGAUGAUUUGAAAGUGAUUGGUAAAUUAUGAUUUUUCUGUUAACCUCUACCUGUUUUGUCUCCGAUAUGGUCAUGUUAUUCGUGUGCCCGCUAGUGGGAGGUUUAUAAACGCUAGCACAUGUU